Molecule: messenger RNA, 1701 nt
Organism: Manis pentadactyla (Chinese pangolin)
Lineage: Eukaryota; Metazoa; Chordata; Mammalia; Pholidota; Manidae
Product: putative GTP-binding protein 6
Exons: 10
Coding region: 30-1571 (513 amino acids)
Cellular component (GO): cytoplasm
Molecular function (GO): ribosome binding; GTP binding
Source: RefSeq, a predicted model, not a curated record
CCCGCCCACUGCGCGCGGGCGGACGCGCCAUGUGGGCCCUGCGGGCCUCCGUCCGCCGGGGCGCGCGCCUCUCUCGCGCGGCUGCAGGCCGCCCCACGGUGGGGGCCGCCGCUCCGCUGGCACCCUGGCCCGAGCGCUCGCGAGCCGCCUUCGGCCCCGGGGGCCCGGGGGGCCCGGAGCGGCGGGGAGGCGGAUGGCGGAGCUGCCGGAGAAGCGCGGCCGGAGAGGAGGCCGCGGGGCCGGAGGAUGCGGAGGGAGACGAGGAGCUGCUGCGCGGGGACCCUCUGCUGCCGGCGGGGUCCCAGCGCGUGUGCGUGGUGCACCCCGAGGUCAAGUGGGGACCCGGAAAGCCGCGGCUGACCCGAGCUGAGUGGCAGGUGGCGGAGGCUGAAGCUCUGGUCCACACUCUGGACGGCUGGUCGGUGGUGGAGAGGAUGGUGGUGCCCACCAAGACGCCAGACGGGAAGCUCAUCUUCGGCAGAGGGACCCUGCAGCACCUGACAGAGAGGAUUAGAGGGAUGCCAGGAGUCACAGCCGUCUUUUUGAACGUCGAGAAGAUGGCCGCGCCCACCAAGAAAGAGCUGGAGGCCACCUGGGGCAUCCAGGUGCUAGACCGCUUCACCGUGGCCCUGCACAUCUUCCGCUGCAACGCCCGCACGUGGGAGGCCCGGCUCCAGGUGUCGCUGGCCGAGCUGCCCCUGCUCAGGUCCAACCUGAAAAAUGAUACUGCCCACCUGGAGAGACGAGGAGGGGGCUCUCGCUACAUCAUGGGGUCAGGAGAGUCUUCCAUGCAGGUGCAGCAGCGUCUCUUGAGAGAGAAGGAGACGAAGAUUCGGAAAGCCCUGGAGCGACUCAGGCGGAAAAGGCAGCUUGUGGGGCAGCAGCGCAGGCGGCGGGAGUUCCCCGUCAUCUCCAUGGUGGGGUACACGAAUUGCGGGAAAACCACACUGAUCAAGGCCCUGACGGGAGACCCUGCCAUCCAGCCCCGGGAUCAGCUGUUUGCAACACUGGACAUCACAGCCCACGCUGGGUCGCUGCCCUCCCGCAUGACUGUCCUGUACAUGGACACCAUCGGCUUUCUCUCCCAGCUGCCCCACGGCCUGAUCGAGUCCUUUUCUGCCACGUUGGAGGAUGUGGCCCAUUCGGAUGUGAUUGUCCAUGUGAGAGAUGUGAGUCACCCUGAGACCGAGCUGCAGAAAGCCAGCGUCCUGUCCACGCUGCGAGGCCUACGCCUGCCCGCGCCGCUGCUGGACUCCAUGGUGGAGGUGCACAACAAGGUGGACCGUGUGCCUGGGUACAGCCCCACGGAACUGCAUGCGGUGGCCGUGUCUGCCCUCCUGGGGCUGGGGCUGGAAGAGCUGAGAGCCCAGCUGGAGGACGCCGUGCUGCAAGCAACUGGCAGGCGGGUCCUCGCGCUUCGAGUCCCGCUGGCAGGAGCACAGCUGAGCUGGCUGCACACGGAGGCCACAGUGCAGGAUGUGGCUGUGCUUCCCGAGGCGGGCGUGGCCGACGUCAGGGUUGUCAUCAGCCACUCUGCCUACGGCCGAUUCAGGAAGCUCUUCCUGGAGUGACAGGAGCCUAGGGCUGCAGCGCCCCUCUGUCCCACCCCCACCUUCACUCAGGACGUGGGCUCAGGGUCCAGCACGUCUCCCCGAGGAGGCUUUACCCGGAUACAGUAAAGGCUCCGCGGGUAUUUGCCAA